Messenger RNA from Leptopilina heterotoma, 2012 nucleotides. RefSeq names its product TATA box-binding protein-like 1 (gene Trf2). The transcript has 5 exons. The record is from RefSeq and is a predicted model, not a curated record. Bases 184 to 1050 code for a protein of 288 amino acids. Gene Ontology annotation, molecular function: DNA binding; general transcription initiation factor activity. Lineage: Eukaryota; Metazoa; Arthropoda; Insecta; Hymenoptera; Figitidae. Gene Ontology annotation, biological process: DNA-templated transcription initiation.
UUUCAAUGAACGUUUCAACACUAGCGACCUGCUCGCAUCGUAUAGUCUAAGUGAAGAUGGCUGAAAACAAUGACAGUGUCUGUUAAAUCAACUGUGCAUUCCAUCUUUUAGCUGUCAACAACUAUAGUAACUUGAAUUGUAAAUGAUUGAAAUUAUUUCUUUCAAAUAUUCGUAUAUAGUAUUAUGGCGACUGUCGUUCAAAAUAAUGGAAUGAAACCUUUAACGAAUGGUUCUGUCAACCAUGUAGAUGGAGUUAAUAAUUUAAGAAAUGAACUCUCAUCAACAAACAAUGAUGAACUGUUUCAAGUGAAACUCGAGUCUAAGGAAGAAAUAGAUGAUACAGUUAAGGAUCAAGAACCAGAUCUCGAUAUUUAUAUUAACAAUGUUGUUUGUACCUUCAGUGUCAGAUGUCAUCUGAAUUUACGAGAAAUAGCUCUAAAUGGUUCUAACGUUGAAUAUAGAAGAGAAAAUGGGAUGAUUACAAUGAAAUUGAGAAAGCCUAAAACCACUGCCUCAAUUUGGUCGUCGGGAAAAAUUUCUUGCACUGGUGCAACAAGUGAAGAUGAAGCGAAAAAAGCAGCAAGACGAUUUGCGCGUUCACUUCAAAAGCUUGGAUUUAAAGUACGAUUUAAUAAUUAUAGAGUAGUCAAUGUUCUUGGUUCCUGUACAAUGCCAUGGAACAUAAAAAUAACUAAAUUUUCCGAACGUUAUAGACAAAAUGCCGAAUAUGAACCUGAACUUCAUCCUGGUGUAACGUUUAAAAUGAAGGAUCCGAAAGCAACUCUUAAAAUUUUUUCCACCGGCAGUGUUACAGUAACAGCCCCGAAUGUAGAGUCGGUCAGAAUAGCAAUCGAGAGAAUUUAUCCACUAGUCCACGAAUUUCAGAACGAGAGAACAGAACAAGAGAUGAUUGAAUUGAAAUUGAGGAAGCGUCAUUUAGCGGUACAAUUUGAAAAAGAAGAACUCAUAAAACAAGAGAAUGAACCAAUGGAGGAAGAAUUUCUCUCUGGUCCAGAUGAAAAUAUUGAUAGUGAUUCUGACUGCAUCUGAUCUGUUUUCACUUUCCAUGAAAGUGUUCUUAUUUCCCAAUGAACAGGUACAUUUAGUGUAUUAACACCUGUGUUUCGCGCAAAUGAAAUAAUUGAAAAAAAUGCGUUUUUGCACGGGAAACUUUAAUGAAAGAGUGCGUGCGUGCGUGCGUGUAUGCGUGUGUGAUAAUAAAUGCUUAAUACGCGUAAGUGCUAGUAAUUUAACGAAAAAAUAAUUAUUAUUAAAAAAAAAAAUACAAAAAGAAAAAAAAUACCACAAUUAGGCUCGUGAUCAUUGACAUGAGUGACGUUCUCAAAGAUUUAAUUGACAAUUGUUUCGUGCAUCCUCGUUCAAGCACGUAGAAUAGUUUCAUCUAUUUAUAGCGCAUACAAGUUUUUUUUUAGAUGUGGACGUUGUUUGACCGAAAAUAUUCAAUUGUCAUUUGAAAGGGAAUCACAUGUAAUUUUACUUUUUCCACAAAAGAAAGUCAGAAAUUUGUUUUUCUAUUUGAAAAUUAGAUAUUGUAAAAUUACAUAAUUACUUUUCAUGACGCGUAGAAAAUUUUUUGUUAUUCAUUUAAUAUUCAUUGUCAUGUUUUAUUAAGAGACUUUAUCAUUUUUCACAACUUUAUAAGAAAAUUAUAAUCGCGAUUUCUCGAUAGUGACAGAUAUUGAAAUGCAAAAAAAAAAAAAAAAAAAAAAAAAAAAAGAAAGAAAGAAAUAAACGGCAGUGGAUGUACGUUUCUCUCAUCUUCAUUUUUCUCAAACUUGAUACACUGUGCCAAAGAUGGAUGUUCAAAAUUUAAAGCAAAACGUGAUUAUAGUAAAUUUAUAAAGCUAAAAAUUUUGUUCAUUUGUAAGAUUAAGUUCUCUUACUUAUUUUCUUUGUCAGCAACAGAAUGUUUCGACUAGUUUGAUUUUCAGUUUUGUAUUUAAAUUAUUCAGCUUUUUUAAUAGUCAAAAUAAAAUAUUUCUAAAAAUGUA